UGCUCUCUCUCUCUCAGAUGUUCAGUCUCUCGCUCUCUCUCUCCCCGCUCAAACAUGGAUCUAUUACUACUUCUAUGCUGGAUUUUUACCGACAGAGUGUUUAGAGCUGUGUCCGCCGCCUCGCACUACACCUGCAGCAGCCCUCUGGUGUCGUCUUUACCUCAGUCUUCAUUCCAGAGCUCGUCUCAGUCCACCGCCAGCUCUGCCGCUCACAACGCCAAGAUCAACCGCAGAGACGGAGCAGGUGGCUGGUCGCCCCUGGUGACGGACCGGGAGCCCUGGCUGCAGGUAGACCUCAAGGAGCAGAUGGAGGUGACGGCUGUGGCCACACAGGGUCGCUCUGCCAGCUCCGACUGGGUGAGCAGGUACCUGCUGCUGUACAGCGACACGGGUCAGGUGUGGAGAGAGUACAGGCAAGAGGACGGGGGAGGGAUGUUUGUUGGGAACGUGAACUCCGAGGCCGUCGUGCAGAACAAACUGUCGCCCUCGCUGAGGACUCACUUCCUGCGCUUCGUCCCUCUUGACUGGAACCCGAGCGGCUGGCUGGGCCUCAGGGUGGAGCUGUACGGCUGCUCCUACAAGUCUGACGUGGCGGACUUUGACGGCAGGAGCUCUCUGCUGUACCGCUUCAAUCAGAAGUCGAUGUCGACGGUGAAGGACGUCAUCUCUCUGCGCUUUAAGAGCAGACAGGCCGAGGGGGUGUUACUGCACGGGGAGGGGCAGCGGGGCGACUACAUCACCCUGGAGCUCCACCGAGGAAAACUGGCCCUCUACCUGAACCUGGACGACACCCGGCUGAGAUUCAGCAGCAGUCGAGUCGCCGUCACACUCGGCUCUCUGCUCGACGACCAGCACUGGCACUCGGUCACCAUCGAGCGCUUCAAUAAGCAGGUGAACCUGAGCGUGGACACGCACACGCAGCACUUCACCACCAGAGGGGAGGGGUACUCGCUGGAAGUCGACUAUGAGCUGAGUUUUGGAGGAAUCCCUCUGCCCGGUAAACCCGGCACCUUCCUCAGGAGGAACUUUGACGGCUGCAUCGAGAACCUUUAUUACAACGGCAUCAACAUCAUCGACCUCGCUAAGAGACGCAAGCCACAGAUUUACAGCGUGGGGAACGUGACCUUCACAUGCUCACGGCCGUCACUGGUCGCUGUCACCUUCCUGAGCUCCAGCGGAAGCUUCCUGUCCUUACCCAUGGCUUCCCCGUUGACCACCUUGGGAGGUUUCUCCGUCAGGUUCCAGUUCAGAACGUGGAACGCCGACGGGCUGCUAGUGUCUGCCAGACUGAGCCGAGAGAACCAAAGAUUGGACCUACAGAUCAGAAACAACCGGCUGAUACUGACCAUCCACGACCAGGGAGAGAGAGCAGAGACAUCUGCAGGGCACAGAGUCAAUGAUGGACUGUGGCACUCGGUGAGUCUGGACACUCGAGGUCUUCAGGUCAGUCUGACUCUGGACAACGAGCCCGCCUCCACCCUGGAGCGGUGGGAGCAGCUGGAGGUCAGAGGGAGCUUCUACUUUGGAGGCAGCCCUCCUGCAGCCCGCCACAGGCCGACAGUGUCCUUCCAGGGCUGCAUGCGUUUCAUCUCCAUCAACAGCCAGACCAUCAACCUCCAUCAUGUGCAGCAAGGGAUGCUGGGAGUCUACAGUGAUCUUCAGUUUGACACAUGCAGCAUCAGAGACAGGUGCGUUCCUAACCUGUGUGAACACGGAGGCGUGUGUCUGCAGAGUUGGAGCUCCUUCUCCUGUGACUGUUCAGGGACCGGAUACUCUGGAGCCGUCUGCCACCACCCCCUCUACGAGUCGUCCUGUGAGGCCUACAGGCUGACUGGAGGCUCCUCCGGCUUCUACUCUAUUGAUCCAGAUGGGAGUGGCCCCCUGGGGCCCGCCCCCGUCUACUGCAACAUGACAGAAGAGCGUGUGUGGACAGUGGUGCGUCAUAACGUCAGCGCUCCAGUCCGAGUUCAGGGCUCGUCUCUGCAGAAUCCUCACAUCAUGACUUUAAACUACAGCUCCGACCCCAAACAACUGCACACCAUCAUCAGAAGCUCUGAGCACUGCCAGCAGGAAGUGGUUUACAGCUGCAGGAAGUCCCGCCUCUUCAACACCAAAGACGGCCGCCCGAUGUCAUGGUGGGUGGACCCGGGCGGAGAGAGGCGGAGCUACUGGGGAGGCUUCCUGCCGGGGGUACAGCAGUGCUCCUGCAGCCUUGAGCAGAACUGUGUCGACAUGAACUACUUCUGUAACUGUGAUGCAGACUCACAAUCAUGGACUAAUGACUCAGGAAUCCUGUCAUAUAAAAACCACCUCCCUGUGAGCCACAUCGUGAUUGGCGACACAAACAGAACCGGAUCAGAGGCCGUCUACAGCAUCGGCCCGCUGCGUUGCUAUGGAAACAGGUGGAUCUGGAACGCAGUGUCCUUCUUCCAGGAGUCCUCGUCGCUCCUGUUCCCCCAGCUUCAGGCAGAGCUCUCCUCGGACUUCUCCUUCUUCUUUAAGACCAGUGCUCCUUCAGGGGUCUUUCUGGAGAACCUGGGACACAAGGACUUCAUCAGACUGGAGCUCAGCUCUCCCUCAGUGGUAACUUUCUCUUUGGAUGUUGGAGACGGUCCCGUGGUCGUUGCGGUCACCUCCCCCCUCCCUCUGAACGACCGGCAGUGGCACCAGGUGAGGGCGGAGCGUAAUGUGAAGGAGGUGUGGCUGCAGGUCGACCAGCUGCCCCUCCGCCUGCUGGAGGCUCCGGCUGACGGACACCGACGCCUUCGUCUCAACGGACAGCUGGUUGUAGGUGGAUCAGCAUCCAGGCUCAGAGGCUUCCUCGGCUGCAUGCGGACUCUGAACAUCAACGGCGUGAUGUUUGACCUGGAGGAGAAGGCGAGAACAGUGGUGGGGGCGAGUUCUGGUUGUCCGGGUUACUGCAGUGGCUCCAGCAGCCUCUGCCACAACAGAGGGAGGUGCAUCGAGAUGAGCAACGGCUACACCUGCGACUGCUCCACCUCUGCGUUCAGAGGACCCACCUGUAGAGAAGAGGUGUCGGUGAGGUUGCACCGAGAGUCCUCUUUGACCUUCACCUUUCAGGAGCCGUUCUCUGUGAUGCAGAACAGAAGCUUCCAGACGUCCGGCGUCUCCAGGGAGAGCAGCAGCAGCGGAACGAGAGAGGACGUAGCCUUAAGCUUCAUCACCUCACAUAGCCCCGCCCACCUGCUGACCAUCAGCACCUUCAGCCAGCAGUACAUCGCCGUAAUCCUCACCACAAACGGUAGUCUUCAGAUUUGGUACCACCUGCAGACCAGGAACCCGGAUGUGUUCAGUCCGGUCCUGAGCAGUCUGGCAGACGGACAACUCCAUCGAAUCAGAAUCCAGCGUGAGGGCAGAGACCUGUACGUACAGGUUGAUCAGGACAUCCACAGAAAGUUCUCUCUGUCGUCUGAAGCAGAGCUGAUCUAUCUCAGGUCGCUUACCCUGGGAAAAGUCAUCAGGAGAGAGAGUUUCCAUGAAGAGGUGGUGCGUGCAGGUUCCGAGGGUUUCGUCGGCUGUCUAUCUUCGGUCCAGUUCAAUCACGUGGCUCCUCUGAAAGCGGCACUGCAGAAUCGAGGCAGCUCAUUGGUCACGAUUAGAGGCUCAUUAGUCCAAUCGAACUGUGGGACAUUGGCAAACUCCAUAACAUCCCACAACCUGAGGGGUAACACACAAGAUGAUUCUGCAGCUGUGGACAAAGAAAAGAAGCAGCAGAGCGAGGAUACACAAAAUGAUGUGGCUGUUAUAGCAGGUGUGGUGACAGCAGCAGUGUUCAUCACUGUUUGUAUCCUGGCCGUGGUGACCCGUCUCCUGUACCUGAGACAGGUUCAGAAGAACAAUGACAGCAUGCAGGAGAAGGAGCACCAUCACAGCAUGGAGACCCCCAUCAGGACGGAGCUUCACCUCCACAACGCUGUCAGGGACAAUGUGAAGGAGUACUACAUCUGAAUACAUGGAGUACUACAUCUACAAGACAAAAGGGUACCUGAUCUAAUAAGAAAAGGGAUUACAAAACCCAACUUGACCAAGGAGUACAAGGUACUACCCCACAAAAGAGAGCAACAACCAACAAGAUGAAAGUAAAAUAUCCCACAAGAGUAAGGAUUAAAAACCUGACUACUCCUUCAUGACUAGUCAAAGGAGUAUGAAAUCUAACAAGAUGACAAACUACAAUGUCCGACUAGAACAAAGGGGUGCAUAAUCCAAAAAAUCAGACUGGUUAAAACUUCUGACUAGACAAGGAACAACAUCCUACGGAAUGGAAAAAGCACUGCAUCAGAGUAGAUGAAGGACAAUUGUUUCAGUCUAGACAAAGAAGUAAUAAUGAGUUGACAAAAGAGUACCCCAUCGAGCUAGUCGUAACAAGUAGAACAUCUGACGACAAGAAUGAGUACAGCAUCUUACACGGAGAAGGCCUAUCACAUAAGACUAAACAAAGAAGUAGAACCUCCAGCUAGAUAUUCCUAGGGGACAAAGGACUACUACAAUAUUGUAGGGGACAAAGGACUGCAACAUAUACAUGACAAAGGACUACAACAUCCUACAGGACAAAGGACUGCUACAUCUACAGGAGAAAGGACUACAACAUCGUAGGGGACAAAGGACUACAACAUCUUAGGGGACUAGGACUGCAACAUCUACAGGACAAAGGACUACAACAUCGUAGGGAACUAAGGACUGCAACAUCCUACAGAACAAAGGACUACAACAUCGUAGGG
Molecule: messenger RNA, 4739 nt
Organism: Labrus bergylta (ballan wrasse)
Lineage: Eukaryota; Metazoa; Chordata; Actinopteri; Labriformes; Labridae
Product: contactin-associated protein-like 5
Source: RefSeq, a predicted model, not a curated record